Messenger RNA from Brassica napus (rape), 2340 nucleotides. Its product is annotated as meiosis-specific protein ASY2-like. The record is from RefSeq and is a predicted model, not a curated record. NCBI's taxonomy places the organism in Eukaryota, Viridiplantae, Streptophyta, Magnoliopsida, Brassicales, Brassicaceae. The transcript has 5 exons. The coding region runs from base 1 to 2340 and encodes 779 amino acids.
AUGAUGAUGCCUCGGGGAGGCACCCCUUCUUUCCCUAUAAAUAUUCGCUUCCUUCUCACUCUCUCCAUUCUUCUCCGCACUUCUCAGGUAUUCUCUCUCUCCUCCUUCUUAUUUCUCUCUGUAGGUGGUUGUUGCAACAUAGAUAGCGAUAUAUCGUCUGACGGGAGGUUAUCUCAUAAACAGAGAGGAAAAGAGAUCGUGGCCUCCUCUAGUCCUUCGAGAGAUACGACCGAGGCACCGCUUGAAGAAUUUGAAUGGAUUCAUCACGACGCGAUGAUGGACACCGGGAAUUUAGAUCUGUCUCAAAGGAUCCUAAUCUUCGAAUCUGCGCGUUCGUAUCGGCAAGAAGUGAGAGGAAAUCCAGAUGAGCGACAGGCUUGCGAGAGAGACGGUUCAGGCGGUGCGAGGGACGGAGCUCUCGCUGUCAAUUACGUGCAGACGUGCUAUUAUCCUGGAGGGAUCUUUGAGGAGCUCCCGGCGUUAGCUUCCGAGUUCCUGCGCUCUCCUGAUGUGAGCGGUCAAGCUUGGGAGAAUGUUACUGAGACUCAGUCAACUCCCAAUAGCGUGAAGAAGCUUCUGAGGGAACGUCAUGGACUAGGGGUAACUUUCUUGAUUCCCUCGGAAAACCAGAGGCCUUGGUCACCACCAGUUGGGUAUCAGUGCGUUUACGAAUCCUAUUUUCGGGACGAUACGAAGCUUUGGUUCCCAAUUCCUCGACUAGUCACAUCGUAUGCGAGGCGCCGAGAUGCAGCGAUAAGUCUGUUUUUGAAUGGUUCGUGGCGUAUCGCGGUGGCCCUGAUGGUUAUGGCCGCUGAAAUUGAUGUCUCGUUGAGCAUUCGUGUCUUCGAGGAGUUGACGUCUGUCAGCUCGUUAGACGACGGGCUUCUGUUGAUAAAAAUGCGUCCCAGCUACAAUGUCAUAGGAAGGCAUCCUAACAAGACGCCGGAUUGGCAAAGAUCUUAUUUCUUUGAUAAAUCCGACCAUCCUACUUCUCGUUACUAUCCAGAAGACUUUCUUACAAGCGCUCACACCGUUGCGGGACUUGCUCAGGAGCAUUGGGGGAAUAUUUCUUUGGAGAGGGUUUACCGUUCGAUCGAUCGUAUUUCCAGGAAAGAUUGGAAUUCGAGUUAUCCUCUUUCUGCCAACAAGACUAAGAGGCGGAUCUCGCUAUUCACAAAGGAAGAGCAGAAGAGAAUCAACGAGGCAAGGAAAAUGAGAGGGCUUCCAGAUCUGAGUGCAAUUAUGACGGUCGAACUUAAUCUGCCGAGUGUCGAACUACCUGCACCUUCUAACGAGAUGGCGAUUGCCGACACCACCGAUGCGAGCCCUCAUCAUCAAGAUUCCUCGGCUGGUACCACUACUUUGGCUCCUAAGAAGAAGAAGGGGGAGAAAAGACCCCGUGACGACCUUCCUGUCAACUCGGAGGAGACGGCUGAACCAUCAUCAAAAAAGAGGAAGAGAGGCAAUCAGCAGCCUCAAGCUGCGGGGAUCGUGAGGCCGCGAGAGACUGAUGUCGCCAACCCCGUGCAUCGGAGUGAAUCAGCUGGUGAGCCGGCUCUCAACUUAGCCUCAUUGGAUGAUCUUGAAGACGCCUCUCCCAAAGUUACGCUGCGGAAGAAGAAGAAAUCCAAAACGGCGGGUGAUCGAGAGACGGUCGCUAGUGCUCUAGUUUCCUCGAUCCCUGGAACAUCAGCCGUCGGUGCUUCGUCUCGGAAGAAGACUCCGAGGGUCGAGUUUCCUGAUCACGUGUCGUUCGAGUACGAUGGUCCCACCCCGCUUAUUUAUGCUCCUUAUAAAUGUGCUGAGUUUGUCAGCCAGAUCAAAUGCGGGCCGAAGCCUCUUCCAUCCGUGUCUGACUUGAUCUUUAAGGACGAGUACGUCGACGCUGCUUGCACUAAAUUACUGAAAUACGACACAGCCUUGAAGGAGACUCGCGAAGCCUUGAGAAAGUUGGAGAAAGUAGUGGCGGCCAAGGGUAAGCUUCUCCGCCGGAAGAAAGCGGAAUGGAGGGAUGAGUUCGUGAGGAUGGCCGAGAAGAGAGAACGAGCGAUUGUUCGGAAGAAGAUUCAGCGGGAGCGAGCUGACGAGGCCGAGGCUGAACACUCCAUCGCUAAUGUGACCACUGCAACUUUGGAGUCUCGGAAGGCCAGUCUGAUGGAAGAGAUGGGGGUCAAAGCCGAAGAACAUAAGAAAGAGUUGGGUUGGCUUAGGGAUUCGCGUAUCUAUGAGGUUACGAAGGAGAGGAUGAGGGUUGAGACCGAGAUGAUCGCGAAAUCCAACAGGCACUUCGGAAAUCUUCGUGAAUGGUGGACUCGCUGCGGCCCUUUCGACACAGCAUGA